CGAACAUGUGAACAAUAACAACGAGGCCGAAGAGAAAAUUAAAGUAGAUAUUUGUUACAGUGUUGACAAUGCUGACGCCGAAAUUCUCAAUUACUCAAGAUGCUGACUUCAUCUAUAUUCUCAUUAAAGCCCCGCAUAUUAAACUUUCUGAAACCGAUAGUUAUGUAAAUGACGACGAGUUUUAUUUCUACUCGCAACCCUACUAUCUGCGAUUACAUUUACCUGGUUGUAUUCAGGAUAAUGAACAGUCCACCUCACAAUAUGAUGUUGACACUGGUCAGCUAACAGUGCGUAUUGCCAAACAAAAUAAAGGAGAACAUUUUGAUGGAUUGAACUUAUUAACUAAACUGCUUACCCCUAAAAAGGGUAAAGAACUUCCAGAAAUUGAAGUUGUUGGACCAGUGAUCGGAGAAAACAACAGUGGAGAAAGUGAUGAAGAUGGUGAAAGCAGUUGGUUUUUAGAACAAAUACCAAAUGAAGAACCAGAACCUAUUGCUAGUCUUGGUUUAAAAGACACAACAUAUGGGUUUGCAAAUAAAAAAAGAAAUACUUUAAAUCAGAUAACAACAGAAUUGACAGAAAUCAUAGACUUAAGAGAUCCUGAUAACACACCUCAACAAGUAAGAAGGCAGCUGCGGGAGCAGCAGGAACUAGAUCUUUUUAAUUGUGAACAUUAUCUCGCAGAUUUCUUUGAUGAUGAAUUAAUUCAAGAACUUAUCAUCCCAGAUUUUCCUGAGCUUACAGGCACUGUAGGUUUGGCGCCUGUUUUAACGGAAAAAGAAACAGAAAAGCUUCUACAACUUCCCCGCAGAGAGUAUAUUAUUGAUAAAACAGAUUUGGAGCCCGUCUAUUAUAGUCUUGUUGAUUUGGUUUUCGCCUAUGCCUAUAAUUUUCGUUUUACUAAUGGAGAACAAAAUGUUGAAUCUGACUGGACAGUGUGCAAACUUAGUGGAACACUUUCUUGGUUAGAAUCCUUUCAGAAUAUCAAAGAUGUUGUUGUGAGCUGUGCUCGUCGAUCUGUUACUUUUCCACUUUACCGCAACUGGAAACUGUUUAAUCGAGUUUUAUCAGACGUCAAGACAAUUUUCAACGUUGGAAAAACUCAGAUUCUAAAAUGUUUGCUAGGGAUUCAUUCCAUUCUCUCUGAGAGUGAUGUAAGGCAUCCUCUCAACAACUUGUAUAUCACAGAUUACUGUAUUUGGGUGCAGAGUGCAGACUCAAAACGCUUUGAAUUGCUUGCUAAAGCCUUGAGUGACCUGAACAUUUCAAAAUCUGACUUAGGUCUAAAUCUUGAUGAUAUGGAGUCAGAUGCCAAGAAGUUGAUAGAAGAAAAAUGUCAUGAAUCGGAGACCCACGGUGAUGACAUUGCACACAUUUUUGACAAUGUUGUCAAACUUACUGAAGCUGAAAUUUCUGAUAGUGAUGACUGCAGUGAUAGUGAUGAAGAGACUGAUGCCAGCAGCGAUGAUGCCAGCUCUGAUGAUACAAGUGAAUCUCCUGAGCUUUGUACCGCUAACAGUGAUUCUAAAUCAGAGAUUUGUAAAGAUAAG
Molecule: messenger RNA, 1550 nt
Organism: Lymnaea stagnalis (great pond snail)
Lineage: Eukaryota; Metazoa; Mollusca; Gastropoda; Lymnaeidae
Source: the annotation of a GenBank genome assembly